UGGCUGAGAAGCUUCACCCGCUCGCAGUUGGCGCCUUUUUUUGUGGAACUUGAACUCGUGGGGCAAGAAUAAGAAGUAGGAGAGGGCCGGUAGAAGUCAUCGUAAGACGUCGACGUUUCGCGACAAGCCCCUCGUGCGAGUGUUACGAGAGAACCUUAGCGAUGGCGGAGUGCGACCUGGAGGGCAAAGGCGCCCGCAUUUGGUCGAUGCUGUUGCUGCUGGGAUGGAAGGCGCCGCCCGGCCUACGCGUCUCAAUGGGGCCGGACAUGUUUGUGAAGCCGAACAAAUGUGCCUUUGAGAACAUUACAUAUUUUCUAUUUUGUAAGCUGAAUCCAGUGCUCGCCAAGGAGCGAUUCAGACUGUGCAUGCCUAUUGUCGACAAAAAAAUGGAGCAAAUGUUUCGCAAAACAUGCAGCUCAUGGCUUCGAGAUAUAUCGGAAGAAAAGCAGAGUUGUGGAUUUCCGCAGAUUCAGCACUCCUUGUUUAUUUCUCCUGGGGGAAACCUGUUUAUAAACGUCAUGUACCAUUUCUGCAUUUACGUCUUGGAGAAACAGAUUUUGAAAGCAAAAAAUGUGGGCGAGUAUCGGUCGCGCAUGGUCCCACCGGCGUCAAUAAAGCCCAGGCUGAAUGGCAUGGAGGAUGUGGUGGCCGAGAGAUUGAUUGCCGACACGGCACUGCUGCGGAAAAAGACGUUUCAGCGCGUGCACCACAUGCAGGUGGACAUAGAGGAGUCGUGGAACAAUAGCAGAUCACAGGACAAAGAGUACAAGGAGCUCACAGUCCAAAUACAAAAGGAGGAGAAGAAUAUGGACCGUAUGGUGAAGGAUUGUGGCUACGCAUUGGUGAAUGAAGAAGGGGAUGCUGCAGUGGAAGAGUGCUUGGAUCGUAAAACCGAAGAGAACAAGAUGAUGUUGAAAGAGGUACGCGCCAUGUGGGCUACAUUGGAGGGGACGUUAAAGGCACUUGAGCCCAGUGUGGAGGCAGUGGGCGCUGUGUUGAGUGGAGAGGCUGAUCGCUACCGGCUGGACGGAGCCGCGGUUGACGUGAAGAUUCCACGAAUGCUGCUCACACUGUGUGAGAAGGAGAUAAAGCGGCAGCGUGUGCACAACGUGUUUGUGGCUGGGCGGCUCGACAUACUGAGCUUCCUACAGCUGCACAAGCUGGCGCUACGCCACUACAUGGACGAGCUGCACAAUACGGGGCUUCCUGACCUAACAAUUGCUGCCCGUGACCUUUACAGCCAGGCCGCCUCCCUGUCUACUUGCCUGGCGGAGAUGCAGACACUACGAAUUACGAUAGCAGGAGGGGUUCUCCCAGACUUGAAUAAGGCCGUGGCGGAACUGGACACUCGUUGGCAAGAAAAGAAAAACAAAGGGUUUAACCCCCUCGUCAUACAACCGGCGUUUACUUCGCUUCCGACAUUUCCACCUUUGUCGCUUGAGGUGCUGGAAGAAGACUCUGAUGAGAAUGUGCCUUCCCUCUUCCCGUACCCACGGAUGGAAAAACCAAUUGAUGUAUCUGCCAAGGCUGGAUCGCUUCAGGCAGAGGUCGAUUUACCUAUGUCAUCAGGCUUGAAAACCCCCAGGGCUCACUAUCCAAGCCAUCUCAACCAAACGGAGAGUUCUGAAGGAGAUGGUUCACGGGCUUCUCAACGUGGCCUACGUCAUAAACCUUAUGCUACAAUGACUGCACCGGCAGAGAAGAGGACUCUGAAGGGAGAGACCAGGUUGAGGAGGCCAGCAUGGAAGUCUCAAGCGAAGGACUUUAACCUCAAAGCAAAAAGUGCUAUGGAGCGGGCGCAUGACAAACUGGCAGAGCAGAUUGCAGAAGCAGUGACACUCGGGGUGGUCGGAGAGGGUGCGUGCUUUACAUUAGAGGGGGCGGAGGAUCCAGCCACUGCUAUGCUCAGCAAUCCAUUCACCAUCAAGUCGGAGCUGCAGAGGACACCUGUCCAGAUGGUUUCAGAUGUGAGGGCUACAUGGAGGGAAGACACUGAUGGACAGCUCUUGGAUAAGACACCAGAUAGUUUUACGGAUGCUGAUGAAAACAAACUGGCACAAAUCUCUGACGAGAAAUCCGACAAUACCUUAUUUGAGUUAGGACAAGAAGGCGACCAACACACAGAUUCUCCUGUGUCUGGUGUUUGGAGUCCCCAACCUCUGAACGCCUACAGGGCAAAUACAACGGAAUCAAAAAGGAUCGGUGCCUCGGAUAGGGACGCUGAAGUAAAUGGGAAUGGCAGCUUCUUACCAAGAGGAGAUUUAUCAAUGCAGCCUAAGAAGGAGCACCCUCUUAAUAUUCCCUUGCAUAAGAUGGAUGAUGGCAUUGGCUCGUUAAGAGAUUACCGGAGCGUGUUGGAAUGCGUACAUUCUUUGCAGGAAGAGUCAAGUUUAGACUGGGAACGCAACCUGCCACUAAAUUCUGUGGGAAACCAGGCUUCAACAAAAAAUGCAGAAUAUUUCGGCGAGCAUGCAGCAGAGGAGGACCUGAUGAUCAAAUCUUGCCCCUCGGAGAAAAAGGAUUGCAAUGAUUCAAAUGAAAUGUAUUUUAUGAGCCCAUUUACCACUACGACAGAUCGUUUAAAGAGAUUGUUUCAGAAGCCAGCUGAUAAGAGUGUGGACUAUUCACCAAUUCGGUCACCGCUGUUAAUGUCCCAAACCCCAUUCCUAGAUUUGUUUUCAGAGUCUGCUGGCAACAACGCCAGUUUUUCUCCACAUUUAAUGAAGUUUAGUGAUACAAUUACACUGGCCAAAUUGCCUCUUGAAAGGCAAGAAUCAACUCUGAAAAACAACUUACUGGACUUAAGCUUAGACUUGAUGAAGCCAGAGAUAGACAGGCAAGUUUUACCCAAAGUUUCAAACCAGCCAGAGGCUGAUGGCUGUACUAAAGCCUCCACGGCCUCGUUUAAGUCAUCCAAUAAUUGGCCAAAUCGAUGGUUGCAUCUGAGGAAAGAGAAGUACGAAAUUGAUGAUGCUGCCCAGUUUGGAAUCCUCAACGAGACGAUGCCUGAGCUGGGAGACAGCCACAGCUCCCCAGGUUCGCUGUGUGCCGAGGACAGCAUGGAGGACAACAGUGCAAUGGUGGCAGCGGCAGAGCAUCCGCGGUGUCCAGACAAUGGUGGUCAUGAUAGGUGGCAAGAUGACACGCGAUGGCUCUUGAAAGAUUUCACUUCCAAACAGGUGCCAGCAAUCGGUGGUAAAAAGGCAAUCGCUGAUGAAAUGGAGGCCGUAAAUGAGGAGCCGAGAGAGUCUGAGCUUGACGAAAAAUCAAGUAAGAAGGCCUUUUGUCUGGACGACGACUUCCUCAAUUCUUUUGCACUGGAUAACCAAGAGAUGGUGCACGGAGAUCGGCUGUCCGUGGAGCUGGCAAUAACACCCAACCUUUUAGACCAGCUGGACCUGGACUUCCCACUCCCACAAAUUUACUUGGACCGCUUUGCAGGGAGAAAAGUCGCGCCCGAGGGUGAUUAAGCAAUCAAGCCUUUCUGGGAAGUGAAACAUUCAACUUUGUACCAAGCAACUAAUGGGUAGCCAACACCGUACAUAAUUGUAUUGCUCACUGUGUGAGUACAACGUGCAUAUUUACAUGUUGACCGUGUUAGAACAAAGCUAACAUAGUACUUAUUGUUAGCUGUACUUAGUGUGUGUGGUUUUAUGUAAUAUUUUUUUUGCAAUUGUCCGAAAUUUUUAGAAUGUUAAAUACAAUUCACACUUUCAAUGUUUAAUAUUUUUUUGAAAAUAAACUUAUGAACUAA
This is a messenger RNA of Lethenteron reissneri (Far Eastern brook lamprey), 3754 nucleotides long. It is a transcript of the gene HAUS6, whose product is annotated as HAUS augmin like complex subunit 6. Gene Ontology annotation, cellular component: HAUS complex; mitotic spindle microtubule. Gene Ontology annotation, molecular function: microtubule binding. Lineage: Eukaryota; Metazoa; Chordata; Hyperoartia; Petromyzontiformes; Petromyzontidae. The record is from RefSeq and is a predicted model, not a curated record. Gene Ontology annotation, biological process: spindle assembly.